Molecule: messenger RNA, 1078 nt
Organism: Prorocentrum cordatum
Lineage: Eukaryota; Dinophyceae; Prorocentrales; Prorocentraceae
Source: the annotation of a GenBank genome assembly
GACACUGCAGGACCUGCAGAGACGGCACGACAAGCACGCGAAGGACAUCUCCGCGCUGAGCGGCGCGCACGCCUCGCUCCCCGAGCGCGUGGGGUACCUGGAGCAGAUUGCUGGUGACUCCAAGGACAAGCACGACAAGCUCGCCGCGGACCUGGCGUCGCACAAGGGGGCGAUCGACAAGCACAGGAACGAAGUGAAGGAUCACCACGGCACCGUCGAGCAGCGCCUCGCCUACCUCGAGAAGGAGCUUGGGGACUCGUUCGACAAGCAUGCCAAGCAGGUGGACGAGUUGAAAAAGUCACACGACAAGCACGCCAAGCAAGUGUCCGACAUGAAGGACGCCCACGCGCGGCACGCGACCCUCGAGGAGCGCAUGAGCUACAUCGAGAAGGAGCUCGGCGACUCGGCGGACAAGCACGCCAGGGCAAUCUCCGAGCUGAAGAAGAAGCACGAGGAUCUGCGGAGCGCCCACGGGCAGCACGCGACCGUGCCGGAGCGCCUGAAGUUCCUGGAGCAGCAGUUAGGCGACUCCGCGGACAAGCACGCCCAGCACAUCGCGGAGAUCGAGGCCUUGAAGAAGUCCCACGACAAGCACGCGAAGGAGGUCGGGAGCCUGAAGGAGACGCACUACGCCUCGUUGCCAGAGCGGGUCGCCUACCUCGAGCAGGAGAUAGGCGACUCCGCGGACAAGCACGCGAAGGCGCUCAACGACAUCAAGAAGGCCCACAGCGACCACCUCAAGCAGGUCGGGGAGAUCAAGGGCGCCCACGCGUCAGUGGAGGAGCGAUUGGCCUUCAUCGAGAAGCAGAUCGGCGACUCCGCCGACCACCACAUGAGGGAGAUCAGCGACCUCAAGGGCGCCCACGGCAGGCAUGCCAGGGAGCUGGAGAGCGUUAAGACCGUGCACGAAAGACACGCGUCGUUGGAGGAGCGGGUCGCCUAUCUGGAGAAGGAUAUCGGCGAUUCGGCGGACCAGCACCGGAGGGCAGUCGAGGAGCUGAAGAGGUCAACAGACAAGCAGCUCAAGGGCCUGGAGCACCACGCCUCCUUCGGGGAGCGGAUCGAGUUCCUGGAGAAG